This is a messenger RNA of Psylliodes chrysocephalus, 435 nucleotides long. The record is from the annotation of a GenBank genome assembly. NCBI's taxonomy places the organism in Eukaryota, Metazoa, Arthropoda, Insecta, Coleoptera, Chrysomelidae.
AUGCUAGGAAAACACUUAGAAGCCAAUGGCCACACUGUGAUUCAUGCUACAGAUGAUGCUGACACACUGAUUGUAAGAACAGCAUUGACCUUGGCAGAAGAAAAGCACGUAACAGUUGUUGCUGAUGACACCGAUAUUCUGGUACUUUUAAUUUACCAUAACAUACGAAAUAUUUGCUUGCAAUCAUCUACGUACAGUGAUAGAAAACGUGAUAUUAAAUCGAUGCAACAUAUACUUGGUGAAAAGGAGUGCAAAAUCAUUCUCUUUUCCCAUGCUUUAACCGGAUGCGAUAUCACAAGCUCCUUAUUUGGGAAAAGUAAAUCGGCAGCAUAUCGACAUUUUUGGAAAUGUGAACAAUUUAGCAUUUGCGCUACUUUAUUUGGAUCAGAAAAUGAAAACAGAAAGGAACUUACAGACAUUGGCACCAAAGAAUAA